Messenger RNA from Drosophila rhopaloa, 1598 nucleotides. It is a transcript of the gene betaggt-I, whose product is annotated as geranylgeranyl transferase type-1 subunit beta. Lineage: Eukaryota; Metazoa; Arthropoda; Insecta; Diptera; Drosophilidae. The coding region runs from base 160 to 1362 and encodes 400 amino acids. The transcript is spliced from 3 exons. Gene Ontology annotation, biological process: protein geranylgeranylation. Gene Ontology annotation, molecular function: CAAX-protein geranylgeranyltransferase activity. Gene Ontology annotation, cellular component: CAAX-protein geranylgeranyltransferase complex. The record is from RefSeq and is a predicted model, not a curated record.
UGGAAGACGCACUCGCGUACGGAGAGCGUCUGAUCUGGGCAGCACCACCCAUCCAUCCGAGAACAGGCCUCGCAGCGCUUAGUCAUAUCCAUAACACAGCACUCACACCCUGAUAACGCAGUUCCUGCCCAGCCUUAAGUUCGUAUAAUAACAAGCAAUAUGUCCCACCACAUAGAUAUGGAAGACCAUGCCGAUCCGGAGCCUGUGCUGCUCUCCAAGCACGCCAAGAACCUGCUGCGCUUCCUCAAUAUGUUGCCGGCUCGAAUGGCCUCCCAUGAUAACACCAGGAGCACCAUUGUUUUUUUCGCCGUCUGUGGCCUGGAUGUGCUUAACUCCCUGAAUCUGGUGCCGCCUCAAAUGAGGCAGGACAUCAUCGACUGGAUUUACGGCGGAUUGGUGGUGCCACGCGACAACGAGAAAAAGUGCGGCGGCUUCAUGGGCUGCCGAGCCAUGGUGCCGAAAAGCGAGGACUCCGAAAUCUUAGAAUGCAUGCGGAACUAUCAGUGGGGGCACCUGGCCAUGACUUACACCAGCCUCGCAGUGCUUGUCACCCUGGGCGACGAUUUGUCCCGCCUGGAUCGCAAGAGCAUUGUGGACGGAGUUGCUGCAGUGCAGAAGGCGGAGGGCAGUUUUAGCGCCUGCAUCGAUGGCAGCGAGGAUGAUAUGCGAUUCGUUUACUGCGCCGCAACCAUUUGUUACAUGCUGGACGACUGGGGCGACGUAAACAAGGAGACCAUGUUUCAGUUUAUUGUUCGGAGCCUGCGAUACGAUUACGGUUUUAGCCAGGAGCUAGAGGGCGAGGCCCAUGGUGGCACCACAUUCUGUGCCUUGGCAGCAUUGCAUCUUAGUGGACAGUUACAUCGCCUGGAUGCAGCGACGGUGGAGCGAAUGAAGCGUUGGCUUAUCUUCCGACAAAUGGAUGGCUUCCAGGGACGUCCCAAUAAGCCGGUCGACACCUGUUACUCCUUCUGGAUUGGCGCUUCGCUCUGUAUUCUGGACAGCUUCGAGCUAACUGACUACGCCAAGAAUCGGGAAUACAUACUGAGCACACAAGACAAGUUAAUAGGUGGCUUUGCCAAGUGGCCGCAGGCCACACCAGAUCCAUUUCACACAUACCUUGGACUCUGCGGUCUGGCCUUCACCGGAGAGCCCGGGCUGAGUCCCGUGAACCCCAGUUUGAACAUGUCCAUGGCCGCCUACGUCCACCUGCAGCACCUUCACGAGCAGUGGCGAUCUGGAGAUGGUCGGGGCGACGAAGAUCUCUCCUUGAGCUCUGCCGCCAAGCAGCAACUAAAACUAAGUGACGUAGCGAAAUCAGCCACAUCGACUACCUGUAGUUCGCCAUUGAUUCCGGCACAAUGAUGGGAAUCCGCACCAAGUUCAAGGGAAAUGUUGAAGCACACUAUUGUAUUUAUAUUGGCCGCAUUUUAGCCACGCUUUUUUACCUGUAUUCUAAGCGAAAAGCUCGAGCUUUCGGAGAGAAAGAUGAAUAGGUAAUAUUUUUAUUGUACAGCCUAAAUUAAUGUUAACAAAGUGUAAUAUUAAGCUUAAAAGUAAAUUAAAGCGUCCCAUGCUAAGGCAUGUAUUUACAGCAAAAA